UCAAGCAUUAAACGCAAAGUUAGCUUACUGUUCAGACAAACACACAGGACGACGCAAUGAUCAACUGUGUUUAGGUUCAGGUUAAAAUACAUAGCUUCAUCUUUUUUUUUUUCAUAUCUUUUUUUGUGUCAUUGGAGGAGUUUAGUUUCCCUCUUUUUAUUCGGAGGCGGAGGAAUUUUGUAGCGUUUUUGUCAUCAUGGGGAGUCUACCUGCCCUGAUCCUUCUGCUGUCGCUUCUAAAAGUGUCGGUGUGUAUUCAGGUGAAUGUUCUUAAGCAGCAGUACAGCACAACUCUGUUUGUCCCAGUAACACUCCGUUGUGACUACGCCACCUCUGCAAAUGUCCAAGAUGUCCUCGUCACCUGGACGUUCAAGUCCUUUUGCAAGGACCCUGUGCUGGAUUACUAUUCCACAGCGUACCAGUCUGCGCUACAGUUAGGGCAGGACCCAGCAAAUGACUGUCCAGAUCGUCAGCGGACAGUGCGCACAGUGAUCCAGAAGAAAGGAACCAGCGAGCCCACACUUGGAGUAGAAUACCGUGAACGUAGGAUCACCAUCCAAAAUAAGGCAGACCUGGUGAUCUAUGAGGUGAUGUGGUGGGACAACGGGGUGUACUACUGCACUGUCAAUGCUGCUGGAGACACCUCUGGAGUCUCUGACAAAGAAAUCCAACUCAUAGUUUACGGCUGGUUGACAGCGUUGCUCAUUAUCAUCGGCAUUCUCCUUCUGAUGAUCCUCUUCUGUGUCUGCUGCUGCCAGUGUUGCCCUCAAAAAUGCUGCUGCUAUGUGCGCUGUCCCUGCUGCCCACAGCAAUGCUGCUGUCCUGAAAAAGCUGUGAUGCGGCAUCGUAUGAUGAAGGAUGCUCAGAGGGCCAUGGCUCCUUGGUUAGGAGGACAGCCGGGAUAUGCACCAAUGAGCCACGCCUCCUCCCAGAUGAACCCACUGCUCUACUCAGGAUCUGUUUCAGGGAAGAACAUCCCAAUGAACCCUUUGCCCCUCCCUCCUCCUCAGUCAUUAUCUUACAGCAUGCCCCCUCCAAGUGUCCAUGGCAACCACACCCCUGCCAACACCAAUCAAAUGCUUGAUUACCUGGAGGGCCAGGUGAAGGGGAUAGACAUGACCAGUCCUCUGCUACAGCAACCUCCACCCCAGCACAUGCAGCACAUGCCACCUCCUCCUCAGCACACGCAGUACAUGCAGCACAUGCAGCACAUGCCACCUCCUCCCCAGCACAUGCAACCCAACGGCCCAUUUUCCCAUGGCCCUCCCAGCAUAAUCUCUGGUCUUGAUGAAGGCCCAGUAGAGCGUCGCAUCAUCACACUUCCACCAAUAAGAGAGCAACCACUGGGCAGAAUGCCACCCUCUGCGCCCAAGUCUCGCCCCCCAAGCUCCAGCGAGAGCAGCCGAAGUGGCUUUGGCCGUCGAGAUGAGCAAGGACCAAUGGGCAGCCGUUACCCCUCAUCCACUCAGUCUAGAGGUGCUCUCAGGAGCUACAGCGAGGAGUCACUUGAUGGGCGGAGUCGCAGCGGGUUACGAGGGAGCGUGAACCGCCCCCGCUCCCGUUCCAGAGAUGACCUGUUUGACAGCAGGUCCAGAGGAAACUACUCUCCCCCAGCAUCAAGGCACUCGAGAAGAGGGUCCUGGAGCUCAGAUGAUGAAGGCAGCAGCAGGAGAGGAGGAGGAGGUGGAGGCUGGACUGACAAGCCUCCCAACUACACAGAGUAUGAGCCUGGACAGAAACCAGGAGCACGGAGGAAUGAACGCUUCUCUGACAAGAGUUCUCGCAGUGGCACCAGUGUCGUCAUUUGAGCCCUCCAGCUGUGAAACGACCUCUGUUUCAGAGAACCUCACCAGAAUUGGGAGCCUUGUUGUCUUUUAAAUGUUUAAAUGCCACCAUUUUUAUGUAUUUAAAUGAAUCAUGAAGUGACUCUUUUAUUUCCUUAUUUGAUAAGUGAAAAGCUGGCAGAAGGAUUCAUUAAAAAAUGAAGACAUUUGGACAUCUGAACAGAAAAUUUGGGAAAAUUUCUCCCUCUGCUGGUUUAUCAGUGUACUGAAAACAUUUUGAGGACUAGAAGCCCCCUGUUAUAUUAUUCUCAUAUGAGGCUUUAAAUUGAUGUUAUUCCUAUUAAAAAUCUUUGUUCAGCAGUUACACAGGUAAUUCUUUUAUCCAACCAUAAUAGGUUGAAUAAAUAACUCUCAGGGCCAGUAAAUAAACAAAUCACAAUUGUUAUAUCAUUAACCUAGAGCUAUUUAAACCCACAUAAAUAUGAAUAGAUUCUUGUGAGUGCGGAAAUUACUUUGUAGCUUUAUCAUUUUUGUAAAUAGUUGUCUUUCAUAUCUCCUGGAUGAGUUGAAGUAACUAGAGUGUAUUUGUUUAGCAUUAACAUUAGCCUUUGUUCAGAAAAUGAUUGUGUUUUUAAACCUUUGUACAAAAGAUGAAUGAAGUAUUUACACUUUCUUAUAAAGAACUGCAAACACUGUGUGUAAAUAAGCAAGUUACAGGGUGUUGCUGUUAGAAAUUAAGUAAAGUCAACAAUGUUACAGGCCCAAAGUAAAAAAAAUUUUCUUUAUAGAUUAUGGUUGUCAGCAAAUUAUGAAAAUGUAAUUCUAUUUUUUUUUUUUCUCAGUGUACAGCUCUGGAAAUUUCUGUUUCCCCCUUUUUGCUAGUAUCCCUGUGUUUUAGAAGUACAUUUUGAACUAAAAAUCACUUACACAUGAAAUUAAAGUUGUUGACGUCUA
Molecule: messenger RNA, 2737 nt
Organism: Micropterus salmoides (largemouth bass)
Lineage: Eukaryota; Metazoa; Chordata; Actinopteri; Centrarchiformes; Centrarchidae
Product: immunoglobulin-like domain-containing receptor 1
Exons: 9
Coding region: 197-1807 (536 amino acids)
Cellular component (GO): plasma membrane
Molecular function (GO): high-density lipoprotein particle receptor activity
Source: RefSeq, a predicted model, not a curated record